Molecule: messenger RNA, 3775 nt
Organism: Amphibalanus amphitrite
Lineage: Eukaryota; Metazoa; Arthropoda; Thecostraca; Balanomorpha; Balanidae
Product: all-trans-retinol 13,14-reductase-like
Exons: 14
Coding region: 1165-3000 (611 amino acids)
Source: RefSeq, a predicted model, not a curated record
UCCGAGAGCCGUACGAUGGCUGACAGGGCUGACAGAGCCUGGUGGUCGCGAACUGACCGUUACGCCCACCUGGGACGCCCGAAUAGUUAGCAACGUAUAAAUAAUAUUCACUUUGAUGGCGUAACUCGGGACAGACAGGGCAUGUAACGUGGGCUUGGCAGAGUUCAGCCCGCUUGGGCCCAGAGGAAUCUCCGGUAUAUAAAUGGAUUGACUGCUCGGGCUUACAUCGGGCUUGCGCCAAACGUCGCACAGCUAGGGCGUAACUACGGCUGUCCUGAGCUCGCCGAGCGCGCAUACCUCCGGCAGAGCAUUGGUUUAAGUCGGCGCUUUUUAGUCAUACGCCGAUUGCCCAAACGCUAGCUGGCUUUAGCCCAAGCGCUAGCCGACUUUCGCCCGACUAAAAACCUCGGGCAAGCCUCACUUCAGCCUGCUUGGGCCCGGAGUAAAAUUGCUGGCUGGGCUACUGGUUCAGUUGUGACUGGUUCAAUUGUCAAUGGUUCAGAUGUCUCUGGCUCAGUUGUCACUGGUUCAGUUGUCACUGGUUCAGUUGUCACUGGUUCAGUUGUCACUGGUUCAGUUGUCUACUGGUUCAGUUGUCCACUGGUUCAGUUGUCCACUGGUUCAGUUGUCACUGGUUCAGUUGUCUACUGGUUCAGUUGUAUACUGGUUCAGUUGUCCACUGGUUCAGUUGUCACUGGUUCAGUUGUCACUGGUUCAGUUGUCACUGGUUCAGUUGUCACUGGUUCAGUUGUCUACUGGUUCAGUUGUCUACUGGUUCAGUUGUCUACUGGUUCAGUUGUCCACUGGUUCAGUUGUCCACUGGUUCAGUUGUCACUGGCUCAGUUGUCACUGGUUCAGUUGUCACUGGUUCAGUUGUCACUGGUUCAGUUGUCUACUGGUUCAGUUGUCUACUGGUUCAGUUGUCUACUGGUUCAGUUGUCCACUGGUUCAGUUGUCCACUGGUUCAGUUGUCACUGGUUCAGUUGUCACUGGUUCAGUUGUCAUGGAACCGGUCUGGGGCAAGGUCUGGGGCAAGUCCGGCAAGUCUGGGGCAAGGCUGUCUGGGGGUUGUAGUGAUUUUGUAUUAGGGAGAGGCCAAGGCUUUACAAACCGGAGAGGCCGGGGAUAGGGGCGAGGCGGGCUGCCAAUCCAAGCUGAAGCACCAUGGCCGUCAUCGGAAUUCUUCUGACUGGACUGGCCCUCGCUGCCGGGUAUCUGCUGGCCUCGUGGCUCAGAAAACCGGCCUCUCGAAACCCGUUCGAAAGAGAUACCCGCAAGCCGGUACAGCCCCUAGUGACGGAUCAAAAGCUGAGGGAUAAAGUGCUCAAACAAUCGUUCUCGGCGGACCGCGUUCCGUCCGACCUCGAUGCCAUCGUCAUUGGCAGCGGUAUCGGAGGUCUCUCCGUGGCGGCCAUCAUGGCCAAGGCCGGCAAACGUGUACUGGUGCUGGAACAACACGAUCAGGCCGGCGGCUGUUGCCACACCUACAUCGAGAAGGGUUACGAGUUCGACGUUGGUAUCCACUACAUCGGAAACCUGAACACACAAACGCCCUCCAAAACCCUGCUGGACCAACUCACCAACGGCCAACUGCAGUGGGCGCCACUCGAUGAUGAGUUUGACACUGCCGUGUUCGGAGACAACCGCUACUCGGUGCUCGGUGGGGGCCGCAAACGCUGGAUUGAGAACAUCAAGAAGCAGUUCCCCGACAACAUUGAUGAUGUCGACAGGCUGUGUGACGCCGUGAUCCGCUGCAAGAAGAGCAACUUCUACAUGGCCGUGGUGAAGCUCCUGCCGGUGUGGCUCAGCCAGCUGCUCGUACAGACGGGUCUGUUCAGUCUCAUCUCAGACAUUUUCAAAUGGAACGACCGCACCGUGCUCGACGUCGUCUCGUCUGAGACGAAGAACAAGGACCUUCAGGCGUACUUUAUGUACUGUUUCGGCGACUACGGUACAGCCCCGGACAAGGCCGGCUUUCCCAUGCAGGCCACCCUACUGGGACAUUUCUGGAACGGCGGCGCGUACCCGAUUGGCGGUGGCUCUGAGAUUGCCUUCCACAUGAUCCCAGUGAUUGAGGAGGCCGGAGGACGCGUCCUGGUCAGGGCGGAGGUUUCUGAGCUGCUGAUGGACGAGCUCCGCAGCGCAGUGAUCGGUGUCAAGGUGAAGAAGGCUAGCGGAGCGGUGGUGGAUGUCAGGGCCCCGAUGGUCAUCUCCAACGCAGGCAUUUACAACACGAUGCAGCGCCUGGUGCCGCGGCCGGUGGCCGAGACAUCACGUCUGUGGCCGGUGACCAAGCUGCCCCACUCUCUGCCUGGCUUCUCGGUGUUUGUUGGAAUCAACGCGCCGCUGGAGAAAAUCCGCGGAGAGGGAGACAGCCGGAUCUCGGCACGGAACUGGUGGGUCUUCACCAGCAACGACCUGACCAAGUGCUGUGACGACUACAUGUCGCUCUCGGUGGAAGAGGCUCUGGAUAGCGACGUACCGCUGCUCUUCAUAUCGUUCCCUUCCACCAAGGAUCCCGAGUGGGAGAAACGCUACCCAGGCAAGACCACGAUGGCGAUCGUCUCCCUGGCCAACUACGACUGGUUCAAGCAGUGGGAGAACGAGCGAUGUAAGAAGCGCGGGGCCGACUACGAGGGAGUCAAGAACACCAUCGGAGACCGCAUGGUGGCACAGGCGACCAGGCUCUUCCCGCAGAUCAAGGACCACAUCGACUACGUGAGCUGCGGCAGCCCGCUGAGUAACAACUUCUACCUGGCGGCGCCGCGGGGGGAGAUGUACGGGCUGGAUCACAGUCAGCAGCGGUUCAGCGCAGAAAACCAGAUCCUCCUCCGACCCGAUACCGACAUACCCGGUCUGUACCUGACGGGCCAGGACAUUCUGAGCGGAGGCGUCACGGGAGCUCUGUACGCCGGAGUUCUCUCCGCCGGAGUCAUCCUCGGCAGAAACUGUCUGAAUGACGUCGACGAACUCCACAAGCGACUGGAAAAGGCGAAGUAGAGAGCGGCAGUGGAGGAGAAUUGGAGAAGGGGGUAGUUCGGAGGUAUGUCUACUCUUUGAGGGUUUGUAAGGGAAAAUUAGUUGAAAAAGAGCAUUGAGAGACAGACGAGGUUUUGAUUUUCCACUCUGUUUGACUCAGUGAAUGGUAGCGUUUAGAAGAGAGUGGGAGAAAAAAAGAAAAUGAGAGAGCUGGGUAGAGAGGUUGGGUACGCCGGAAACGAAACUGAAAGUGUGUGUGGCAGAAUGACGAGGAUGGGCAGUUAGGCAGCGUUUGUGCUAGUUUCUCUUUUGGGAGUAUUUUGGUAUGUUUGUAUCGCGGCUUUUUAACACUGUACGUCUAUUUUCGUAGAUGUGUUGCAAAUAAUAACAGUGAGCUGAUGCUUCGCUAUAUAAUACUGCCCCGAGAGACAAAUGUUACGGCGGAAAGCUGUGCGUACUGCGUAUGUGUUUUGACUUGUGAUUUGGAAUCAGGACGCUGGAAUUUAGAUGUGAUAUUCCGAGCGAUACUGCCCGAAAUAUUUUAUCUUUGGCCAGUAUCGCCAAUGCAGCUGAUGUACGAGUAUGUAUGCAUAAUUAUAUAAUAUGAUCCCUUUCGGGUUUUGGUGCGAUGAUGGUGGCUAGUGCAUGUGGUUAUAUAUCACUGACUAGAAGAGUACUGCCGGUGCGACUUUGCACGCAAAUUGAGCCAGGAAGCUAAUCGAUGAGCUGGUGUUGUUGGGAGGAUGUGUCUGACUUGAAUAUGCUUACUUGGAAUAAACGAUGCACUGGAAACUUC